Molecule: messenger RNA, 871 nt
Organism: Neoarius graeffei (lesser salmon catfish)
Lineage: Eukaryota; Metazoa; Chordata; Actinopteri; Siluriformes; Ariidae
Gene: hcst
Product: hematopoietic cell signal transducer
Exons: 6
Coding region: 110-307 (65 amino acids)
Biological process (GO): positive regulation of phosphatidylinositol 3-kinase/protein kinase B signal transduction; regulation of immune response
Cellular component (GO): membrane
Molecular function (GO): phosphatidylinositol 3-kinase binding; signaling receptor binding
Source: RefSeq, a predicted model, not a curated record
UCCUGUUUUUGUAAUCAACACCACCUCCACAGGAAAUGAGAAACCAAGGCUUUGCUUUAUACAUUUUCCUUUCUUUCUUAGACUUGACAAUGAUUACAUAUGUGCAGCCAUGAUCAGUGCAGAAGAGACAGAAAGGGGUUCAUGCUACCGGAUAGCUCCAGGUGCUCUGGCAGGUGUGGUUCUUGGUGACAUCGCACUUACAAUACUGAUUGUCUGUGUGACAUAUUACUGUGCUAGUAAGCGUAGAAUCAAGAAGGAAAACGCUGAUAAAGUCUACAUGAAUGUCAGAGCAAACUGCACAAAAUAAGGAAUUUAAGAGGAUGAAGAUCUGACUGUUUCUACUUGCCUAUUUGACAAAAAGGCUUUUGUGUGGUCCAGCUUGCAAAAGACUUUCAAACCAUAAAUUGUGCAUGAAUAAUUACUCAAACUUCCACUGGAAAAAAAAAACCUAGUUGAUUCUGGAUUACUUAACGUAUCAGAUCAUGUGACACUGUUCCACAAUUAUCGACACCUUUUGUCCACAGUUAUCGACAUCCAGAUGAUUAUUUAUAAAAUAAAAUUUUAAAAAAAUUGGUAUAUGGUAUUAAUUUAACAAAACAUUAGUUUGUGUUUAAAAUUUUUUUUCCAUAGACUUAUAUUUAGUACAAAAUAUCUUUUAUAUAAAUAUAUUGGGCGGCACGGAGGUGUAGUGGUUAGCGCUGUCGCUUCACAGCAAGAAGGUCCGGGUUCGAGCCCCGUGGCCGGCGAGGGCCUUUCUGUGCGGAGCUUGCAUGUUCUCUCCGUGUCCGCGUGGGUUUCCUCCGGGUGCUCCGGUUUCCCCCACAGUCCAAAGACAUGCAGGUUAGGUUAACUGGUGACUCUAAAUUGACCG